AUGGGACUGGGAAAGGCACGCUCGCCUUCGCCUGCCUCUAAAGCUUUCCCUGAUGUUGUGCAGGGUGACGCAGCAUCUGUUCCUCGGUCCUUUUCGAGUGCGACGAGCGGCAAUGCGAAAGGUCGAUCUGCUUCGGUCGUCAACUUUGGCAGCAUGAGCGGAGCGAGCAGCAUAUCGAGCGGAUCGCAAGCCAUGACGCAGACGCCCUCUGCGGGCUCCAACGCUGGCAAUGGACCCUCCAUUCAGCGUCACUCUUCUCACCAAGGCGCACCUCCUGCUGGACAUCGCGCCUCACGAGGUCAUCGCGUGACUCACUCUGCAGCGGUCAGCACUCCUCACCUCAACAGCUUGGUAUCGUCGAAUUCUCGGCAGGGCGAGAGCGACGCCGAUGUAAGACUCCGUCAGCGGGUGGGCUCCUUUAACAGCGGGAAACGCCUUGCUUCCUUUGGCUCCAAAAUGAGCGGUCACAGCGGCGAAGGCACCAUCAUCGACCACGAAGCACCGAGUGCCGAUGGACGUCGUCCGCGGCGUAUCAGUAUGAGGCCGACCGACGACAAAUGUGUCGUAGCGUAG
This is a messenger RNA of Ceraceosorus bombacis, 573 nucleotides long. NCBI's taxonomy places the organism in Eukaryota, Fungi, Basidiomycota, Exobasidiomycetes, Ceraceosorales, Ceraceosoraceae. The record is from the annotation of a GenBank genome assembly.